Molecule: messenger RNA, 1338 nt
Organism: Trichoderma citrinoviride
Lineage: Eukaryota; Fungi; Ascomycota; Sordariomycetes; Hypocreales; Hypocreaceae
Exons: 2
Coding region: 1-1338 (445 amino acids)
Biological process (GO): siderophore biosynthetic process
Source: RefSeq, a predicted model, not a curated record
AUGCAAUUGGCUGCGUCUACAGAGACGAUGUAUCCCCCUAUUAAACUACCGCAUCCGUUCCUCACGGCAUAUCGUGUUAAGUCCGUGGGAGACACCAUGCCUGCCAAGCUUAUCUUGACGUUGGACGACAAGUCUCCAAAGGGCCAGCCUUUGCCGGAGCCGCUGCAUCUUACCACUCUCUCAUGGACAGAUUUAGCACCCCUACCCAAGAAUGAAUGCCCGCACCUGUCCGACAACAGUCCAUGGGCCCGAACUCGUCGCAGUCCUUCAACUACUUUUGAGUGGACAGAUGACAAGGUUCCUUCUUUGGGACAGAUCUGGAACGUCGUUCACGCAAUAUAUCUGGCUCAUCCAGCUGUUGAAUACUUCAGGCUUACUUUGAAAGGCAAGGAGAAGGAACUGGUCCGCAGGGAGCUGGCUGCGACAGGUCUUGGAAUUGAUCAUCCGGGGCCGCGGAAUCCCUCUGAAGCGGCGGCUGCAUAUUCAGAGGAACUAAUCAUUCUUCGAAGCGCAUUCUGGCAAGGCGCAGCAUCUCCGACAGGCCCUCGACCUAUUUGGAUUGCUGGAGCUGGCACAGACGCGUCUUUGAGGAUCAGUCUGGCCCAGUAUCCACUAAUGCCCGAGCAUUACCACUUCACGAACAAGUUCCCAAGCGAACCGGUGUACACACGUCACCCAGUACGGCGCCCGAAGCCUGAUCCGAAGUCGAUUGUCUAUAGUCGCUAUAUCCCCGAAAUCGACAUGCACUUUUCUCUUGAAACAAUCGACUGGCAGGAUGACGAGCAUUUAAAGCUCUUCAACAAGUGGCAAAACGACCCACGAGUUGCCCAGGGCUGGAAUGAGACGGGGACUCUGGAACAGCAUCGAGAGUAUCUGCGAAGACUUCACUUUGAUCCUCACGUCCUGUGUCUAUUUGGGCGUUUUGACGAAUCCCGCUUUGCUUAUUACGAGCUGUACUGGGCUAAAGAGGACCAUUAUGGCGCCCACUAUGAUGCCGGGGACUAUGAUCGUGGGCGACAUUCUCUAGUUGGUGACGCUUCAUUCCGGGGCGCCCAGCGUGUCAAUGCAUGGUAUUCCAGCUGCAUCCACUACUGCUUUUUGGAUGAUCCACGAACUGGGAAUGUCGUUGGAGAGCCCAAAGCAACUGGUGCCACUAUCCUAUCCUAUGAAAACUCCCAAGGCCUCACCAUUGGCAAGUAUGUUGACUUUGGCCAUAAACGAUCGGUGCACUCCAUAUGCAGUCGCGAGAAAUGGUUCCAGCUUUGUCCGCUAUUCUGGGAUGGGCGUGAGCGGCCUCUUGAAUCGGCUGACCGCGCUGCGUGGAAUGCAAAGCUCUGA